GACGAAUGUUUACCAGAAGUCACCGAAGGCUCAGCUUGCCUUGUAAAGGCCAAGGAAGAACUGUUGGAUGAAUGUGAGAGUAUUUGGAAACAGAUGGAAGAGUGUCAGAGCAAGACAAUGCUUCUAGGAACAGAAACACUGCUAAAAUCAGAUGUCAAGCUUUCCCUGUUAAUGGCACAACUGAAGGCUUUAACAGCGGAACAUAAACAGUGGCAAAAAACAAGUCCUGAAUUAAUUUCUACCAAUCCAGAUGUACUGUUAUCAUUAGGAAAAGAAGAGGUGUGGAAAGUAAAGAAUGAUCUUGAAAUGCUGCUGUCAACAGUUCAGUCCAAGAAUAAACGAUUGGAAGAAGAUCUGAAAAGAGAACAGCAGUGGCUUGAGGAACAGAGUCAGAUACUAGAUGCUCUUAAUAGAAUUGAAGAAGAGACAAAAACCCAAGUGGAACAACUUUCCAAAACAAGUUUGUGUACUAGGACAGCUUAUGAGCUGCGAACUAAAUUGUUGGAACUGAAGAUUUAUAAGGAAGAACUCUUGCAUGCUCUGGGUGAUUUCCUAGGAGAACAUUUUCCCCUUCCAUUGGAAGAUGGAAAUGAUAAAGAGAAGAAUUCUUCUGAAGAGCCAGCUGUACAACUAGUAACGCUGCAUGAAAUUUUAGAGAUUCUUCUAAACAAAUUAUUAAGCACACCACAUGAACCCUAUGUCACAAUCAAUGACUCAUUUUGGCCACCUUAUAUUGAGCUGCUGCUUCGAAAUGGAAUUGCCCUGAGACAUCCAGAAGACCCAAACAGACUGCGCCUAGAAGCCUUUCACAU
Messenger RNA from Leptosomus discolor (cuckoo roller), 812 nucleotides. The record is from RefSeq and is a predicted model, not a curated record. NCBI's taxonomy places the organism in Eukaryota, Metazoa, Chordata, Aves, Leptosomiformes, Leptosomidae.